AUGCCUCGCCCGGAGAUCUACUUCGAGGGAGAGUCGGAGGAGUCCGACUUCUCCGAGACUGACAUGUCCAUCCGCGGCCGCAACGGCCGCACUGCCUUCCACCGCCGCUCCGUCUCCCGCCACCGCCAUCCGGAGGUUGCAAGAGAGACCUACUUGGCUCCAGUGCAGCAAUCCACACGAGUGUACCGAUCAGCCUCGACAGGCGGCCGCCGACCGCGCGAGCACAGCAGCACCCCGGCGGUGAUGAUCGUGAACGAGCAGGCGACCCGUACAAGCAACGCCAACACCAACAAGCCUCGACGGGUACAGCAGAGGGUGUACGAUGAAUCUGAUGAGGAAGUCCCGCGCUCGGCACGGCGGCGUGCGGCCAGCGGCGUCUCCCGUGAAGCAUCACCCCUCCAACAGCAACGCGAUUAUGAACUCCUUAUGAGCCAGCGUAUGCUGGAGAAGAGUGAUAUGCAUCAGGAUAUGGAAAUCUGGAAGCAUCAGCAGGAGAUCGAGCGGCUGGAGCGAGAGCUUGAGAAGACUCGUGAGAAGACCAAGCCGCCUCGCGAAAUUGUUGCUGCACCUGCGCCUCCGCCCCCGCCCCCGGCCCGUGAGUCUCGCCUGCUGCGUGACGAGGAGGAGUGGUAUGAGGAUGAGAUUAGUGAACGCCUGCACCGCUUGCAGCGGUUCGAGCGCAAGAACCGGGCUGAGGAGGAGCGCCGACAGGCGGAGCACCGUUGGCGGCUUCAGAAGUUUGAGGAGGCGGAGAAGGAUGCUGCUAAUCGGGAGGACUUGAAGGCCAAGCUGCGGGCAGAGAAGUUGAAGGAGAUUGAGCGGCAGCAGGAGGAGAAUAAGGAGCGUGAGAGACUUAGGCUUGAGCUUGAGGAGCAGAAGUUGAAGGAGCUUCAGAAGGCGAAGGAGGAAGAGGAGGAGCGAGAGAAGCUUAAGAAGGAGAUUCUUGCGGAGGAGGCUCGCAAGGCUGCCGAGGCUGCCGAGGAGAGAAAAAAGCAGUUGGCUUUGAAGGCUGCUGCUGUCGCGGAGUGGAAGCUCGAGCAAGAGCGUAUGGCUCAGCAGAAGAAGGAGGAAGCUGAGAGGAAGGAUAAGGAGUUCCGCGAGAGACUGCGUAUUGAGUUCGGAUACUCCGAGGAAGAGAUCGAGGAGAUCUUGAAGAAGAAAAAGGAAGCGAAGAAGGAGGAAAAGAAGGAAGACAAGAUCGAGUUCGAGGAGACCAAGAAGACCACAUGGAUCAAGGUCCACCGCAAGCACCUUCUCCCCGAGACUUUGAUGGCCUACAGCCUGCCCUGGGACUGGGAUGAGCGCGAUACCAACUACAUCAUCAUCAAGCGCUGGGUCACCGAAGACUUCCAAGAAGAACUCUUUGCGCACUCACGCCGCCUACGCGAAGGCAAAGUCAUCGCGCAAACCUCCAGCUCAACCACCGAACUCAGGGUCAACGACCGUAACAAGGACAAGAUGUACCUGGUGCGCAAGAAGAGCCCAAGCCGCCGGUUGCGCAUGUUCGCAUGA
Molecule: messenger RNA, 1512 nt
Organism: Penicillium atrosanguineum
Lineage: Eukaryota; Fungi; Ascomycota; Eurotiomycetes; Eurotiales; Aspergillaceae
Exons: 3
Coding region: 1-1512 (503 amino acids)
Source: RefSeq, a predicted model, not a curated record